AUGAAUACACGCCAGGUUAUCGAUGAGACCGUAUCCCCGUUUUCGCUAUCGGCCACCUUUAACAAUGACAACAGUUGCUUCUCGGUCGGUUUAGAUACUGGCUUUUGUGUAUUUAAUGCCGAUCCAUGCGAACUCAAGGUGUCGCGGGGCGUCGUGGUGAUGCUAGGUCAAUCAAACUACCUUGCUAUUGUCGGGGGAGGAAGACAACCUAAGUUCCCACAAAACAAGCUGGUUAUCUGGGAUGAUGCAAAGCAAAAAGCAGUCAUUACCCUGGAAUUCCGCACCUCCGUCCUCGGCGUCCGCUUAUCGAAGUCACGCAUUGUCGUCGCUUUGCUGAACAGUAUUCAUAUAUUCGCUUUCUCUAAUCCUCCACAGAAGCUUUCUGUCUUUGAGACAACGGAUAACCCAAUGGGAUUGGCCUGUUUAGGGCAGAGGCUACUGGCUUUUCCGGGGCGUUCACUAGGACAAGUCCAGAUAGUGGAGUUGGAGACAGGGAAUGUCAGCAUCAUCCCUGCGCAUAGUUCGCCUCUCCGGGCAAUGGCGUUGAGUCCAGAUGGCGAGGUAUUGGCUACGGCAAGCGAAAUGGGAACCCUUGUACGGGUAUUCGCUACUGCCAAUUGUACGAAGAUGGCUGAACUCCGACGCGGAGUCGACCAGGCGGUUAUAUUUUCACUUGCGAUCUCUCCAUCAAACAACUUAUUGGCUGUUACGUCUGACAAAUCGACUUUACAUGUCUUCGAUCUACCACAUCCGCGGACAGUUUCACAACGUCGUUCAUCACCUUCCCCCCCUGAAGAAGGAACAAAUCAAAAAUGGGGCAUUCUUGGCAAGAUACCUUUAUUACCAAGGGUGUUCUCUGAUGUUUACUCAUUCGCAAGUGCACCUUUUGAGAUUGGAGAUGAAGGUUUUCCUGGAUCACUCUACAUCCCGCCUCUCGGGACUUCGUUUGGGAGGCCCUUGAAAGGUGUGAUAGGUUGGUCUAACGACCAGACGAUCCUAGUCCUUGGGUCGGGCCGGGACGGACGUUGGGAGAAAUUCGUUCUCCGUGAGGGCGAUGAUGGAAGACGCCACUGUGUACGGGAAGGUUGGAAAAGAUACCUAGGGGGUAGCUGA
Messenger RNA from Aspergillus tanneri, 1113 nucleotides. RefSeq names its product phosphatidylinositol-3,5-bisphosphate binding protein HSV2 (gene HSV2). Gene Ontology annotation, biological process: protein lipidation; nucleophagy; protein localization to phagophore assembly site. The coding region runs from base 1 to 1113 and encodes 370 amino acids. Gene Ontology annotation, cellular component: extrinsic component of membrane; cytosol; phagophore assembly site membrane. The record is from RefSeq and is a predicted model, not a curated record. Lineage: Eukaryota; Fungi; Ascomycota; Eurotiomycetes; Eurotiales; Aspergillaceae. The transcript is spliced from 5 exons. Gene Ontology annotation, molecular function: phosphatidylinositol-3,5-bisphosphate binding; protein binding; phosphatidylinositol-3-phosphate binding.